UAAUUACAGCCAGGCCGCGUGACAGAGGUGGGAGCUCUCCCGGUGCUUUCCGCAGCCGACAUGGAGGGAAACCCAGUCUGGCUAAUUGACCUGGCUUCUGUAAGGCCAUCCAUCAAUCUUGGCCCGAGUGCCCCCUAAGAAACACAUUAUUCAGAGAGAAAGGGGGAGAUCAGAGAGGAAGGCAGCAGAAACAUUUGAGGGAAGUGUAUGUGAGUGAUUGCGAGAAGGAGAGUCUGGAGUGUGCGAGCAUUGGAGAGAGAGAGGGAGAGAGAGAGCAGCGCUGCAGUAGCAUCCCACAGCAGACGGUUGAGGACUGCCGAUGUGUGUGUGACUGCACUGCUGAAGAAGAAGAAGAAGAGGAGGAGGAGGAGGCAGAGGGUGAGCACGCUCGCAGACUCUGCAGGGCCAUUGAGGAACACAGAGCAGCAGCGGCAGCGCUAGUGUUGGCCGGCACCAGGUAAAGGUCCCAGCACUGUUGCCCCGCAGACCACCGCCUUAGGAUCUGGACACGCCAACGCUGCCCCCCCCACUACCAACACCAUGGCACAAGCCGCCAAACAUCUCCGCAAGAACAAGGAUUUAGAAGCCCAGCUAGAACAGGAGCGCAAAGAGAAAGAGGAGGAGAGGAACAAAAAAAGGAGUCGUUCACGGGAUAAAAAACGCAAGGCAGAUGCUGGCAACAGUUUUCUCCGAGCGGCCCGUUCUGGCAACCUUGACAAGGCCCUGGACCAUAUAAAAAAUGGCAUCAAUAUAAACACAGCCAAUCAGAAUGGGCUCAACGGGCUGCAUCUGGCCUCAAAAGAAGGCCACGUUAAAAUGGUGCUGGAGCUACUCCACAAUGGAAUCGUACUGGAGACCACCACAAAGAAAGGGAACACAGCCCUGCACAUUGCAGCCCUGGCAGGGCAGGAGCAGGUGGUCGCAGAGCUGGUUAACUACGGGGCCAAUGUCAACGCUCAGUCCCAGAAGGGUUUCACUCCACUCUACAUGGCUGCACAAGAAAACCAUCUAGAGGUUGUAAAGUUUCUUCUGGAGAACGGAGCCAAUCAGAGCAUUCCAACCGAGGAUGGAUUCACUCCUCUUGCCGUGGCUCUUCAGCAGGGUCAUGAGAAUGUAGUGGCUCUGCUCAUCAACUAUGGCACCAAGGGAAAGGUCCGCCUCCCUGCACUGCACAUUGCAGCACGCAACGACGAUACUCGCACAGCCGCAGUGCUUCUGCAGAAUGACCCCAAUCCUGAUGUACUCAGCAAGACUGGAUUCACACCCCUCCACAUUGCUGCACACUAUGAAAACUUGAACGUAGCUCAACUGCUUCUCAAUAGAGGAGCCAAUGUCAACUUCACCCCAAAGAACGGCAUCACUCCUUUGCACAUUGCAGCCAGACGGGGGAAUGUGAUCAUGGUCCGACUCCUGCUGGACAGAGGGGCUCAGAUUGAUGCCAAGACCAAGGAUGAGCUGACUCCUCUGCACUGUGCAGCUAGAAAUGGUCAUGUCAGGAUUAUAGAGAUCCUGCUGGACCACGGAGCCCCCAUCCAGGCAAAGACUAAGAAUGGCCUGUCUCCAAUCCACAUGGCAGCACAGGGGGACCACAUGGACUGUGUCAAGCAACUUCUGCAGUACAACGCAGAGAUUGAUGAUAUCACACUGGACCACCUUACCCCUCUGCAUGUGGCAGCGCACUGCGGCCAUCACCGCAUGGCCAAAGUGCUGCUGGACAAAGCGGCAAAACCCAACUCUCGGGCAUUGAAUGGCUUUACUCCUUUGCAUAUUGCUUGUAAAAAGAACCACAUGCGUGUGAUGGAUCUCCUGCUUAAACACUCUGCAUCAAUAGAGGCUGUGACUGAGUCUGGCCUGACCCCCUUGCAUGUGGCAUCAUUUAUGGGUCAUCUCAACGUAGUGAAGAUCCUGCUGCAGAAAGGAGCUUCCCCCAGUGCCUCCAAUGUGAAAGUGGAGACUCCUCUUCAUAUGGCAUCUCGGGCAGGACACUAUGAGGUGGCAGAGUUUUUAUUAGAGAACGCAUCACCAGUGGAUGCCAAGGCCAAGGAUGACCAAACACCUCUGCACUGUGCAGCUCGGAUGGGCCACAAGGAAAUAGUGAAGCUGCUGCUGGAGCACAAAGCCAACCCCAACUCCACCACCACAGCUGGCCACACACCCUUACACAUAGCUUCCAGGGAAGGUCACGUGCAAACUGUACGCAUCCUGCUGGACAUGGAGGCUCAGCAGACCAAGAUGACCAAGAAAGGCUUCACUCCACUUCAUGUGGCCUCCAAGUAUGGCAAGGUGGAUGUAGCAGAGCUGUUGUUGGAGCGAGGAGCCAACCCUAAUGCUGCUGGGAAGAACGGUCUGACUUCGCUGCAUGUUGCUGUACAUCACAACAACCUGGAUGUUGUUAACUUGCUCGUUAGCAAGGGAGGGUCGCCGCAUAGUGCAGCCAGGAAUGGCUACACCGCCCUCCACAUAGCAUCCAAGCAGAACCAGGUGGAGGUGGCUAACAGCCUGCUGCAAUAUGGAGCUUCAGCCAAUGCUGAGUCACUGCAGGGAGUCACACCUCUCCACCUGGCCUCACAGGAAGGAAGGCCUGACAUGGUCUCCCUUCUGAUCUCCAAACAGGCCAACGUCAACCUCGGAAACAAGAGUGGAUUAACACCCCUCCAUCUGGUGGCACAGGAAGGACACGUUGGCAUCGCAGAUAUCUUGGUGAAGCAAGGGGCUUCAGUCUACGCUGCCACGCGCAUGGGUUACACCCCUCUCCAUGUAGCGUGUCACUAUGGCAACAUCAAGAUGGUGAAAUUCCUCCUGCAGCAACAGGCCAAUGUCAACAGCAAAACAAGGGUUGGUUACACUCCUCUGCACCAGGCAGCCCAGCAGGGACACACAGACAUUGUGACACUGUUGCUGAAGCAUGGAGCUCAGCCCAACGAGACAACAACAACUGGGACUUCAGCCCUGGCCAUUGCGAAGAGGUUGGGCUACAUCUCUGUGAUUGACGUCCUAAAGCUCGUUACUGAGGAGACGGUUUCUAUGACAACCACAGAGAAACAUCGCAUGAGUUUCCCAGAAACAGUGGAUGAGAUACUGGACGUGUCUGAGGAUGAAGGAGAGGAGCUCUUGGGGACAGAAGGGGCCAGGUACAUGAAGAUGGAUGACAUGAAAGACCAUGAUGACGAUUUCCUCUCCCCCAAGAAAUCACUGGAGUACGAGAGAGGGCUGGGAACAGCGGAUUACUCGCCAGCCAUUCCAAGGAUUCCCAGAGUAUCUCCGGAAACCGUUAUCCUGAAAGAGCAUGAGAUAGAUCAGCAACACACUCCACUUCCACUGCCCAAAGAAUAUGAUGAUGACUCACUGAUUCCCAGCAGCCCAGCAACUGAGACGUCAGACAAUGUCAGCCCAGUCGCCAGUCCCAUACACACAGGGUUCCUGGUCAGUUUUAUGGUAGAUGCUCGAGGAGGUUCAAUGCGAGGCAGCAGGCAUAACGGUCUGCGUGUCAUCAUACCUCCACGAACCUGUGCUGCACCCACCCGCAUCACCUGUCGUCUGGUGAAGCCGCAGAAGCUGACCAGCCCUCCUCCACUGGUGGAGGGAGAGGGCCUGGCUAGCAGGAUCAUCUCCCUGGGGCCAGCCGGGAUGCAGUUCCUGGGACCGGUGAUAGUGGAGAUCCCCCACUUUGCUGCUCUGGGUCGUGGUGACAGGGAGCUCGUGGUGCUGAGGAGCGAGAAUGGCUCAAUCUGGAAAGAACAUCGCAAUCGCUACGGCGACGAGGUGCUAGAAACAAUCCUCAAUGGGAUGGAUGAGGAAUUAGAAAGUCAAGAAGAGCUCGGGAAGAAGCGAAUCCGUCGCAUCAUCUCCACCGACUUCCCCCUUUACUUUGCUGUUGUGUCACGAGUCCAGCAAGAGAGCGACCUGAUUGGACCAGAAGGAGGUUUGCUGACAAGUAAUCUGGUGCCAUUGGUCCAGGCCACAUUUCCUGAGACAGCAGUCACCAAACGUGUCCGCCUGGGGCUGCAGGCUCAGCCGGUUCCAGAUGAGCUGGUUGCAAAGCUGCUGGGUAACCAGGCAAACUUUAGCCCUGUGGUCACUGUGGAGCCUCGGCGGCGCAAGUUUCACCGACCCAUUGGACUGCGUAUACCCCUGCCCCCGUCCUGGAGGGACAGCCCCCGAGACUCUGGGGAGGGCGACACCACCAGUCUACGUCUGCUUUGCUCUGUCAUAGGUGGCACAGCCCCAGCCCAAUGGGAAGACAUUACUGGCACCACCAAGCUUAUGUAUGCCAAAGACUGUGCCAGUUUUACAACCAAUGUUUCAGCACGAUUCUGGCUCGCAGACUGUCCUCGGACAGCUGAGGCUGUUUCCUUUGCCAACCUGCUCUACAGAGAGCUGUCAGCUGUACCAUACAUGGCAAAGUUUGUGGUGUUUGCAAAGAUGAAUGAGCUGCGAGAGGGCCGCCUACGCUGCUACUGCAUGACCGAUGAUAAGAUGGAUAAAACCCUGGAACAACAUGAGAACUUCACAGAGGUGGCUCGCAGCAGAGACAUAGAGGUGAUGGAGGGAAUGCCGCUUCACCUGGAGUGUUCAGGGAAUCUGGUGCCUGUGAGGAAGGCCACCCAGCAGCCUCGCUGCUUCAGCUUCCAGGCGUUUAGAGAUAACCGGCUUCCUGUCUCUGUUAAGGUGAGAGACAGCAGUAAAGAGCACACUGGAUUUUUGUCUUUCCUGCGCAAGUCCACAAAGUAUGAGGACAGCCAACAUGUGCUCUGUAACCUCAACAUUACCAUGCCCCCUUGUAUCAAGAUUGUUGGGAGUGAAGACCGGAGGCGAACUCUGACCCCGCUGGCCUUAAGAGAAAGAUACAGCGCCCUAAAUGAACCCGCUAUGGCAUCAUUGAGCGCUAUGGAAAGGACAGAGCUGAAGAUGGCUGUGAUUGCCGAACAGUUGGGACUGAGCUGGGCUGAGUUGGCACGCGAGCUUCAGCUCAGUGUAGAUGACAUCAAUAAGAUCCGUGUGGAGAAUCCUAAUUCGCUGCUGGAGCAGAGCUCUGCACUGCUCAACCUGUGGGCCACCCGAGAGGGCAAGAGGGCCAAGAUGGAGAGCUUGUACGCAGCUCUGAAGAGUAUUGACCGGAUGGACAUAGUGAACAUGUUGGAGGGCCAGCCGCCUCAGCCUGCGAGACAAGGCUCCCGCGAUUUCAGCAGACGUCGAAACAAUGACAGAGACAACCUCUCCCCUGGUAUGACUAAUGGUUAUGGGCUCGCGCAGGACGAGCUUCUCUCACCGGCCUCCAUGCAGUACAGCCUGCCCUCUCCGCUGGGCGCUGAGCCUUACUGGCAAGAAGUCUCCAGUCUGGACUGUGCUCCCAUUGCCACCACAGAAGAAGACACCCUCAUGGAGAUGUCUGAUGUGCAGGUGUGGCCCUCAGGCAACAGCCCGUCCCUGGUGCCUGUGGAGGACUCUUCGCUGGAAUGCAGUAAUGCUGACGACUCAGAAGGUCUGCUGGGGCUGCCGUAUGGAAGUCUGGGUCGGCCGGCUAGUCAGGCCAGUGUACCCAGCGGAGGGGGUGGGGUGCUGAGUGGCUCCAUCGAGCUGCCCGAAGACGAUUCAGAGAUGGGCGUUGACUCACUCAGCACUGCCACGCCAGCGUCGCUUGGGGGCACCAUCGCUGGGAUCAAUCUUAACGGGCUGAACAAUGGUCAGGGGUCAGAGGCAAGUUCGGAGGUAUCAGCAGUUACCAGUACGACUGGUGGAGGUGGAGCUGGAGGAGGAGGAGGAGGACAAGGAGGGACGGGCUCAGAGGAAGGGCUUUCUCUUGUUGCAGGACAGCAAAGGGUGUAUGCUCGGCUGAGUGAGUCACCUGGUCUGAGCUGUGUUGCAGACCGAAAUGGAGACAGGUCAGGUAGUGGUGGAAACGGUGGCGGUGGAGGCUCUUUCCUUUCCUACCUGCAGGAACAGUCAGGCCCGGGGUGGAUACCUGUCACGGACCCUACACAGGCCUGGGUGGGCAGUCAGCCAAAGCCCAGGCAGGCCAUGGACACCAUGAUAUCAUCAGUAUGUAACGUCGUAGAUGGAGACCAGUCCCACGUAUCCCAGGAGGCCUUGCUUCAGCCUGUAAGGGACAUGGGCCACUCAGAGAUCUUACGGGGGCACUUCAGGGGUACCCAGCCAUUUGAGAAGGGUUUGGGCUUCCCACACAGAGUACCAGAGCUGAGGGCCUGGGAUGAUGUGCGCCUAAAGAGCCAGGGCGAUGAGGGUGAAGAUCUUCCUGGGGAUCAUGUAAGCGAGGAACAGUUCACGGAUGAGCAUGGAAAUAUUGUAACAAAAAAGAUUGUGCGUAAGGUUGUGCGCAGAGGGAAGGGUUCAGGUGAGGAGGGAGUUCAGGAGUUGAGCCUGGAGGGUUCUCUGCAGGAUGCCAACGAGCUGGAGGUUGAUGCUGAGCAGUUCAUGAGCUACGCCAUCCUGGGCCGGGACAGCAGCAAGCCCGAUACUGUGGAUGUGAAGAAAGGUGCUCAGAUAGUGAAAUGUGCCAGUCUGCGGAGAGUUAAGCAGUGAGGCAGAGUGAGUGCUGCGUCCCCGCAGAGCUCUCCACAGGAUUCAACCCCUUCACCAAAACCAUCCUACAUGGACACAUGACCAGCAGCAGCUGACAGGAGGAAGAACACAUAAAAAGGCAAACAGACCAUGACAACCAUAAAGGGUUGGCAACUAUCAGCACGCACCGGAAGAGAAGGAUACGGAUUUACUUGUAGUUUUUAUUACUUUUUUUUUUUUUUAAAGAAACCGUGGAAAAAAAAACAUGUACUAUUAGGCUAGAAGCAUGAUUUCGUACAAAACAAAAACCAGAAGAAAAAAAAAAACCUAGCAACCAAAACGUGCUUCCUGUAAUCUGUAUCAGCAUGAGUGACUGCUGCCGCAUGGCCUGUCUUUAACUACAAAUACUGAGGGAAUGUAAGGGUGGGUAAAAGGGGGGGGGGGGGACACACCGCUGUAUGGGACAGGGAUGCAAUGUAGGGUAUGGUCAUUACUGGCCCGUUUUCUACACUAACGGGGAAUAGUCUAUAAGUCAAACUUGGGAAAAGUGGAGACUAAAAUACAGAGAAUUACAUAAUCUCUAGGCAACAGGUUACUCCUCCCUGCCACACUCUUCCAGCUAGGAGCAUCACAAACUAGUUUAAACCUGUCCCAGUGCUCUCAAAGUCUAGUAAAGCUACAAUUAUCACCCAAGGAUAUCAGUGUUGUACAUAAUAUUGUAUGCACUAAAAUGCUCUACGUGACUGUGUGUUACGUGUGUUAUUUAUGUUCUAAGAUCCCUAUGCGAUGCCACUGAUGCUGCUGUUUCAGGUACAUGAGAAAUUUCUCCCUGUUUUUCUUGUUUGGUUCGUUCGGUCUGGACCUAUAUAUUAUUCUAUAUAUCUUGAGAUCUUUGUGUGUACAAGAACAUGCAUAUGUGUCGCUCUGCUUGUUUUUAAAUGUCGGUUUUUGUGUGUCAGGUUGUUUUUUUGUGCUUUUCAUGUGCUUUCACCCCUUGCUUUUGACAUGUCAAACUGUAGAGGGCAGACAUACUGUAAGUUGUUCACUGUACUGUGGGUUUUUGAGCUUUGGGAGGCUGGUUUCUGCAGUGAACAUGCCUCUCUGCCUUUCCUUCAGAGUGGGUUGCCUUGUGGAGAGGGUGACAAAGAGGUAUAUGAGGAGCAACAGAUUAACCUACUCUACCAUCCCAAUCCUCUGCUUUUUCUUGUCCCCAGUGUGCUGUAUAUCCUCGUGAGGUUUCUGUUAAUCAGAUAUCUGUCUGAGCCAAAAUCCCAAUACCCUCAAUCUUCUCUUAUUACCCUACCUCUUACCUCUCACCCCUGCAGUCAGCUUCUCAGACUAGAUGUAGCAGUCCUGUUCACCUCCAAGAGGGGGCGGGAUCCCACUUCAGCUCGUAGCAGUAUCAGUUCGACCUCUUUGUGCAGUAUAUGACACUACCACACAUAAGGUGCACUUAUAGACCAUCUCACCACCACCAUCCCCAGAAGAUGUCACUUGAUGAGAGUAUAAUAGCUGAAAUGCUGGUAAUAAUGUAGCACUGGUUUGACUAGGUAAAAGAAGAAGAGUAAGCUGCAGAAAGGAAAGUGUCGCAUCAUGGGUUGAGUGUGUGUUGAGCUUUAAUGUUUGUCGCCUUGGCAAUUGUUUGGAGUGUAGCAAAGACAGUCAGUCACCAAUCACUGUGAUGAGAAACUGUAAUACUGACCCGCAACUGUGAGCUUGACCCUUCCCGAAGCGUGUGUCUGUUUCACUCCUUUUUUUGUCAUGAUUUACUGUCUUAACUGUACUCCAGAAGAAGCAAUAACUGCUUACAAAAGGAAAGGGUUGCUUGUGUGAGUGUGUUUGAGAGUAUUUUUUGUGAUAGAGAGGAUUGUAGGGUCAUAGUUUGUGUUCUUCCUAAACUCUGGAUUUCAAUCUGUUAAGCACACCCUUAGGCUACUCCUCACUCCACUCAGAAAUGAUGUCAGUACAUUAGUAUCCCACGUUUCAUCACUUUGCCUCUCUAGACGAAAAGCUAUUAAGUUUUACACUAAGAUUGGGCAAAUAUUGGUAUGACCAGCCAUCUGCAUAAUGUCCAGUGUCUUUUUUUGUUACUCAUCAGGGAAUGUAGGUUGUUUGAUAGCUUUUAAGCCUUCAUUCAUAUGCACCUUGAAAGAAAUCCUAUUUUGUGUGUGUGUGUGUGUGUGUGUGUGUCUGUGUGUGUGUGUGUGUGUGUGUUUGUCUGUGUCUGUGAUUUUAAUAUCACAUAUUCAGUCCUGGAUAUUGGAACAUGUCAAAGUUGUGAUACUAUUGCAAAUGGACAAAGAGCAGAGGCUCUCAGAUUAAAACUCUAAUUCACAUAUUUUUUUAAAGUUGAUUUACCUCAAUAAGCGUGCCAUCUUUCAUGAUAUCAAUUACAUACAUGCAUUUAUUUCAAACAUUACAAUAGACAUUGAAUGCUUUAUUAUGUCGCAAAAACGCUGCAAUAAUCACCAAUCAAAUGUGUUUGUUUUAGUACGGCUUCACAGCCAGAGAUGAUGAAUGUACAGUCUUGUUAUAAAGUAGUCACCUGUGUGGGCUCUGUACUUCGUUCUGUUGUUUCAACUCAGUUUACGCUGUUGAUCAUCAACAUUCAUUACAAACAUACAUAGAAUUCAUUGAAGAGGAGAGAUUUAAAGAGAAGCCUCAAAUAGGUUGUAGACGUUUUAACAACUCUUUAUCAGAUAUUAUUUGUAUUUUAUUAUCUUUUCUAAUAACUUAAAUUAAAUGUCAUUAAAGAUUAGACGGCAGUGUGAUAUUGCAUGACCCCAUAUGUCAUAGCAUACGGUUUGCUCUAUAAGGGCUCAUAAUUAUGGUAUGCUUGGGUUGGCUUCUGAAGAAGGGUGUGUUUAUAAAUCCACUGCUGAUGUCAGGGUUGGAGCAAGGGAAGGGGGUCUGAUGAAAAGACAAUACGAUUUUGAAGUUAGAUGGCUUACUAAUCCUGACGGCUAGUUGAGAUGACAAGCAUUUUUCCUCAACACAACCCACCGCUAAUCUUUUUCUGCCCUCUUAACCAAAUAGAAGACUAAGCCGAUUCUAUAGGGCUCCCACAUGGUCACAGUAUGAACGCAGUUUGAAAGGAGUCCACCUAAGUGCAAGCAGAGGGAGGAGUAGGUACAUCACAAAUUACCAAUGGACAGCCCUGCACUGAGGGACCACUGAGAUGAUGCCAUGCACAAAGUUCAUGCAAAAAUAUUAACUGUUGCAAAAACUAGAGAACACAUGUAUAUUCCUUUAGAAUGGAUUGAAGAAAUUAUUAACGCAAUAGCAUAUUACUCAAUACUAAGGAAUGCAACUGCGCACAUGCACAGAAAAUGUUUUUAACAUAAAGGCUAUAUAUAUAUGAAAUAUAUGAAAAUAUAUAUAUAUACAUAUAUAUAUAUAUAUAUAUAUUUACUUAGAAUGCUAUGCACCCUUACUUGUCAACUGGGAUUCUAGUUAUGUUAUGGAUGUAUUUUUAGCAUCAUACAGCUGUAGCUACCAAGAGACUGUUGAGUUCUGGGUAAUGCCUGCAACCUGGGGAUAAAAUAGGGUUCUUGUGGGUAUUUUAACCUGUUUUGUUUGCUUUUUUUAUUGUUAUGGAGAGUAAAACAUGAAUUUAAAAUAUAGAUGUGAAAGCCUUUUAAUCCAAUCAAAUCCGAGGACAUCUAUUGACAAAUUACUCUGUACACCAGCUCAACAUUUACAAAAUUAAUAAAGAAAUGAAAUGUC
Messenger RNA from Etheostoma cragini (Arkansas darter), 10245 nucleotides. It is a transcript of the gene ank1a, whose product is annotated as ankyrin 1, erythrocytic a. Gene Ontology annotation, biological process: signal transduction. Gene Ontology annotation, molecular function: protein binding. The transcript is spliced from 44 exons. The record is from RefSeq and is a predicted model, not a curated record. Bases 541 to 6540 code for a protein of 1999 amino acids. NCBI's taxonomy places the organism in Eukaryota, Metazoa, Chordata, Actinopteri, Perciformes, Percidae.